Molecule: messenger RNA, 4431 nt
Organism: Scomber scombrus (Atlantic mackerel)
Lineage: Eukaryota; Metazoa; Chordata; Actinopteri; Scombriformes; Scombridae
Gene: camsap2a
Product: calmodulin regulated spectrin-associated protein family, member 2a
Exons: 19
Coding region: 1-4431 (1476 amino acids)
Biological process (GO): negative regulation of microtubule depolymerization; cytoplasmic microtubule organization; neuron projection development
Cellular component (GO): microtubule minus-end
Molecular function (GO): spectrin binding; calmodulin binding; microtubule minus-end binding
Source: RefSeq, a predicted model, not a curated record
AUGGGUGAAGUUCAAGACGUCAGGGAUGUGAAGAAGAUUUUUGUUUCUCCAGCAAUAAAGUCUUUCGAGCACUAUGACUUUUCCCGAGCAAAAAUCUGUUGCAGCCUCACAUGGCUGGUGGCCAAAGCGUAUGGGACAGACAGCGUCCCAGCAGACUUGAAGGAGCCCUUCUACACAGAUCAGUAUGAGCAGGAGCACCUGAAGCCUCCCGUGGCCAGCCUCCUGCUUUCUGCAGACCUCUACUGCAGGGCCGGCAGCCUCAUCCUUAAGAGUGACGCUGCAAAGCCCCUGUUGGGCCACGAUGCUGUCAUCCAGGCGCUGGCCCAGCGAGGACUCUACGUCACUGACCAGGAGAGACUGGUCACUGAGAGGGACCUGCGAAAGAGGCCUCUGCAAAUGAGUGCCCAUCUGGCCAUGAUCGACACUCUGAUGAUGGCGUACACAGUGGAGACAGUGAGCGCAGAGAAGGUGAUGGCCAGCAUUCGCCAGUAUUCAUCCUGCAACCCUGAGGUAGAAAUGCCUUAUGAUACAGAGGACGCAGUCACCACCUGGAUCAACAAGGUAAAUGAGUAUCUGAAAGAUAUAGUGGCCCAGGAACAGAUGAAGAAGGAGAUGCAGACUACUGAGCCUGCUGGAAUUCCUCGGUCUCCAACCAAGUGGUACAUGAAGCUUGUGCCUGCACGCUACAGGAAGGAGCAGGCCUCAAGCCAGCAGAUUCCCUGGAUCCCCCCAGUGGACAAUCUACUGAAAGACAGCACAGAUGGCUCAGCUCUGGGUGCACUGUUGCACUUUUACUGCCCUCAGCUGCUGCCACUGGAUGAUGUCUGUCUGAAGGAGAACAUGACGCUGGCUGAUCGGCUCUACAACCUGCAGCUCAUACAGGACUUCUGCAAAGACAACCUGAACAGCAGCUGUCACUUCAGCUUGGAAGACAUGCUCUACGCCUCCUCCACCAUCAAGAAUAACUACCUGGUGUUUAUGGCAGAGCUGUUUUGGUGGUUUGAGGUGGUCAAGCCGUCUUUUGUGAAACCAAGAAGUUUGGACAACGAAAGCACAGAGCCCUCUUCCCUGUUAAAGAAUAUACCAUCCAUCCCCAUCUCAAAGGCAACUAAGAGGAGCUUCAUGGAAAGACCCCCUAGUCCUGAAAGACCCAGUUUGCCUCUUCGACCCCAGCCUCGAAACACAGGAGAGAUCAAGAGGUCAACCUCAAUGUCCUUUGUUGAUGGCAACCUUGGUACCUGGCCAAAAGAGAAAAGGUCUGGGCCUUAUGGAGUGUCUUUUGAUAUACCCUUUGACAAAGAGGAUUCUGCUCCUGGGGCUCCACGUGGUAUGGUCAGGUCCAUCAGCACUGAUGACGGUUCUGGCUUCAAGGUCCACCAUCUACCCCGUGGAAUGAAGCGCAACCUGUCCUUCCAGCCAGUGAAUGGCCAGAGCAUUGGCAUUGAGGAAGAGGGCUGCCCAGACAGCCUUGCUGGUAUGGAGCCUGCCAGACGAGCCUUCCCCAAUGGACAUGGUAAUGUCAUGGCAACAGCUCCCUCCAUGGAGGAAGCCCUCCAGAUCAUCCACAGCCCUAGCAGGCCCCCAGUGGAAGGGAUCAACAGCGGCUUCUUCCUGCAUAGUCAAGCCCAUGGAACUGGUGUUGGUGGCUUGGAGCCGGUGUCUGAGGUGGACUCCAAAGGGCCUCUGAGCACCACAGACACCACAGAGGUGGACACUGGUAUCCAUAUCCAAACAGAAGACAUGCUGGAUGAGGAUUCCUCUCUGAAAGACUGCUCUGUGAACAUGGAACUGGAUAUGGACACGCCAAGCCCUUGCCCGAGCAGUCAGAGCAAAUCCCCCUCAGUAGUGAAGAUGACCAGUUUCGCCGAACAGAAAUUGAAGAAGAUAAAUCCAUCAGCGCCGGACUCAGGAAGAGGCAGCAGUAGCUCCCUAAAGACAACUCCAGAGGGCUCCGAGUUUUGUCUCCCAUUAUCAGUUUCCUGGGCCCCGACCCCCGAGCACAGCCCCAUCCAUCAACAAACCACACCAACCUUCACUGCUCAAGCAUCACCCACACCUGUACAACUUCCACCUAAUGACCCCGCCCAGGUCAUGGCUACAGAGAUGGUUCAGCUGAGGAUGCGGCUGGAGGAGAAACGGAAAGCCAUCGAAGCACAGAAGAAGAAAGUGGAAGCCGCUUUUACAAGGCAUCGCCAAAAGAUGGGUCAUUCUGCCUUUCUAAAUGUGGUAAAGAGGAAAGGCGAUGGGGCUGCUAGUGGAGAGGAAGGAGCUAAAAUUGAGGGAGAAGGCAAGGCUUUAAGCACAAGUCCAACCUUUAAAUUUGGAAGGAGCAAAGCUGACACACCUGAUGGGGCAGAGCAAAGCAGCACAAGCUCGUGUUGGCCAAAGUCCCCUGGUGGAGGAGAGGAGGGUGGGCAAAGCCCUGCUCAGCUAACCGAGGUGGAUCUUUCUGAAUAUACACGUUCUAUUGAGAAACUCAACCAUUCUUUAGCGUUCCUACAGACUGAAAUGCAGCGACUUGCUCAGCAGCAAGAAGUAAUCAUGGCCAUGAGGGAGCAACAGCAUCAGCAGGCGUGGGUCAUCCCUCCUCCACAUACAACCCCUUCGCCACAAAAACACAGUCGAGCCGGUCCCAUUACUCGAUCCUCAGGACCCUCUUCCCCCGCCGACUCCCCUCGUUCCACCCACCGCUCUCCAACCAGCAUCAAACGCAAAUCUGCCUCCUUCCACUCACGCAAUCCCCGCACAGCUCGCCCCAAUGAGCUCAAGCUGGCCCCCUACAAUCGAGUCCUAACUGCCCCGCAAUCUGUCGACAGUAUCCCAAGACUGCGGCGGUUUUCUCCCUGCCAACCCUUGGCAAGUUCCUUUGUUUACAUGGGGGAAAAACCAGUAGGCGCCAAUACGGAGACCGACGCCUCAGAUGGAGAUAAAAAUAGGGAGACAGAUUCACUCCUUUUCCCAGAGAGGGAGCUCACCAGUAUAUGUGUAGCCAAUUCACCCCCCAGCUCCCCCAGCCUACAGAGCAAAAGAGAACAAGCAGAAGUAGAUUCAAAUGCCAAAACCCAGGAAUUCAGAGCUGACAGUCAGUCCACCACCACUGACAUGGAAAAAGAUAACAAGAAAGCUGCUCAGAAGCGAGGUGUAGAUCUCAAACCUACAGUGGAGUCAUCAUUCCCUGAGGUUCUGUCUCACCCUGUGGUAGAGACCUUUACCGUGACACCUACAGACAUUCCUCCCCAGCCAGAAGUCAAGAGCAGCUUGAUUGAGGUUCCACUGUCAGUCAUGAAGCCUCUGGAGGACUUAGCCCUGGAAGAUGCUUUGGAGAUGGAACAAGGUACCGUGGAAGGCCAGGAUGAAGAGCAGAAGAUGUGCCAUGGCUUCUUCUUCAAGGCGGAUGGAAAGGCUGAGGAUAACAUGGCUCAGAAGAGGGCGGCGCUGCUGGAGAAAAGAUUAAGGAGGGAGAAGGAGAGCCAGCAGAGGAAGAUGCAGCUAGAAGCUGAGCUGGAGCAAAAGAAGGAGGAAGCUCGAUUGAAAGCGGAGGAGGAGCGUCUCAGGAAGGAGGAGGACAAGGCCAGGAAAGAGUUCAUCAAGCAGGAGUACCUCAGGAGGAAGCAGCUGAAGCUGAUGGAGGACAUGGACACCGUCAUUAAACCUCGACCAGCAGGGGGGGCCAAACAGAGGCGGGGCCGUCCCAAGUCCAUCCAUCGCGACAUGAUGGACUCCCCCAAAACCCCGGUCAGAGCUGCCACAGUCUCCAGCUUGUCCCUGGCUUCCCUCAACUUGGGAGACAGCGAUAGUGUUCACUCUGAGAAGAGAGCGCCAAGAAGUGCUAGUUUAGCCGCUGGCAGUCUCUUCUACUUUCUGAGAUCUCCUAAACUGACAAGGAGAAGGCCAGAUUCUGCAGAUGGCUUCCUGUCCCCGAGUCGCUCCAGCAGCAGGAAUGGAGAAAAGGACUGGGAAAACGGAUCCACAACCUCCUCCGUUACAUCCAACACGGAGUACACUGGACCGAAGUUGUACAAGGAGCCCAGUGCCAAAUCUAACAAGCACAUCAUCCAGAACGCUCUCUCCCACUGCUGCCUCGCUGGCAAGGUUAAUGAGGGGCAAAAGAACAAGAUCCUGGAGGAAAUGGAGAAAUCAGAGGCCAACAACUUCUUGGUUUUGUUCCGAGACACCGGCUGCCAGUUCCGCUCGCUCUACACUUACUGCCCCGAGACAGAGGAGAGCAACAAGCUGGCAGGCAUUGGCCCCAAGAGCAUCACGCGCAAGAUGAUCGACGGCCUCUACAAGUACAACUCAGACAAGAAGCAGUUCAGUCAGAUACCAGCCAAGACCAUGUCAGCCAGUGUGGACGCAGUGACGAUCUACAGCCAUCUCUGGCAGACCAAGAAGCCAGCCACCCCUAAAAAAGUAGUGCCUGCCCAUUCAUAG